AUGAUUGAUAACAAACAGAUGAACAGCAGCAUCUUCCUGAUAUCUACUCAAAAAAAUGCGGUUGCCAGCUUGCCCGCCAAGCACGACCAUAUUGCCAGCUUGCCCGCCAAGCACGACCAUAUUGCCAGCUUGCCCGCCAAGCACGACCAUAUUGCCAGCUUGCCCGCCAAGCAACGACCAUUUCGCUUGCCCGCCAAGCACGACCAUAUUGCCAGCUUGCCCGCCAAGCACGACCAUAUUGCCAGCUUGCCCGCCAAGCACGACCAUAUUGCCAGCUUGCCCACCAAGCACGACCAUAUUGCCAGCUUGCCCGCCAAGCACGACCAUAUUGCCAGCUUGCCCGCCAAGCACGACCAUAUUGCCAGCUUGCCCGCCAAGCACGACCAUAUUGCCAGCUUGCCCGCCAAGCACGACCAUAUUGCCAGCUUGCCCGCCAAGCACGACCAUAUUGCCAGCUUGCCCGCCAAGCACGACCAUAUUGCCAGCUUGCCCGCCAAGCACGACCAUAUUGCCAGCUUGCCCGCCAAGCACGACCAUAUUGCCAGCUUGCCCGCCAAGCACGACCAUAUUGCCAGCUUGCCCGCCAAGCACGACCAUAUUGCCAGUUUGCCCGCCAAGCACGACCAUAUUGCCAGCUUGCCCGCCAAGCACGACCAUAUUGCCAGCUUGCCCGCCAAGCACGACCAUAUUGCCAGCUUGCCCGCCAAGCACGACCAUAUUGCCAGCUUGCCCGCCAAGCACGACCAUAUUGCCAGCUUGCCCGCCAAGCACGACCAUAUUGCCAGCUUGCCCGCCAAGCACGACCAUAUUGCCAGCUUGCCCGCCAAGCACGACCAUAUUGACAGAUGUCCCGCUCAUGAAGCAACCAACAGCGAGGCCUAUGUUCAGCAGUAG
Parnassius apollo (apollo) is the source of this 894-nucleotide messenger RNA. The record is from the annotation of a GenBank genome assembly. Lineage: Eukaryota; Metazoa; Arthropoda; Insecta; Lepidoptera; Papilionidae.